Molecule: messenger RNA, 1513 nt
Organism: Drosophila busckii
Lineage: Eukaryota; Metazoa; Arthropoda; Insecta; Diptera; Drosophilidae
Product: lipase 1
Exons: 3
Coding region: 151-1416 (421 amino acids)
Molecular function (GO): hydrolase activity, acting on ester bonds
Source: RefSeq, a predicted model, not a curated record
UUGGCAUUACAUGUGUAUUAAGGCAUUAGCCACAGCUGCUGUUGUAGAUGCUGCAGAUAGCGCUGGCGCAACUAAUUGCCACUGACCGUGACAGCUCAGUGGCUCACUGGCUGUAAAUUUUGUGGGCUUUGCAGUUGUUUAGUUGCUCAAAUGCGGUGUCUGGCUAUAUAUACUUCACUAGUCUUUAGUGUGAGCUUGAGCGCGGCAAGCUAUUUGGAGGAUGCCUUUCCAGCGAGCGUGCGGGAGGAUGCAAAGCUUACAACGCUGCAACUGCUCACCAAGUACAAUUAUCCUGGAGCGGAGUAUGCGGUCACCACCGAGGACAACUACAAGCUGCACAUGCAGCGCAUACCGAGGCAUGGCGCCUCGCCCGUGCUGCUCAUGCAUGGGCUGGAAGAUUCCGCCGACACGUGGCUGCUGAUGGGUCCGCAUAGCGCACUCGGCUAUUAUCUGUACGAUGCUGGCUACGAUGUCUGGAUGGGCAAUGCGCGUGGCAAUCGCUACUCACGCGGGCAUACGCAGCUCAAUCCGAGUGUGGAUCGAGCUUAUUGGAAUUUCUCAUUCCAUGAGAUUGGCUACUAUGAUCUGGCGGCCAAGAUUGACUUUGUGCUGCAGCAGACGGGCAAGUCGAAGCUGAGCUAUGUGGGUCACUCGCAAGGCACCACCAGCAUCUUUGUGCUGACCUCCAGUCGACCCGAGUACAAUGAGAAGCUGCAUGUGAUGCUCACAGUGGCGCCAGUGGCAUAUACCACGCACUUGAGAAUUCCCAGGAUAGCUGAGCUGCGCACUAUGCUCAAUGUGAUUGGCGAUCAAUUUGAGCUAUUUCCGCAUCCGAUUAAGGUCACCGAUUCGUGCUUGCUGUCGGCCAAGACAGUGGAGAGCUGCAUGAAUUUGCUUUCGCAGUUCCUGGGCAAGAACUAUGCAGAGUUCAAUUUUACCAUGUUUCCAGUUAUAUUGGGUCACAUACCCGCGGGCGCCAGCAGCAGACAAUUCAUUCACUAUCUGCAAAUGCAGCAAUCGAAUCGCUUCUGUCGCUACGAUCUGGGCAAGCAGAAUCAGCGCGUCUAUGGGCGUGCCACGCCUCCGGAGUACCCAGUGGAGCGCAUUACAGCGCCCGUAGCUUUGUUCUAUGCCAAGAAUGAUUUCCUCAGCGCCGUUGAGGAUGUGCAGCGUUUGGCCAAGCGGCUGCCGAAUCUUGUCGAGAAUCAUUUGUAUUCGUAUAAGAAAUGGAAUCAUAUCGACAUACUGUGGGGCAUAAGCGCCAGGCGUGUGGCACAGCCACGUAUGUUGCAAGUGCUGCAGCAUUGGGAAAGUGGACAGCAGACGCCGCUGCCGCCAGACAGCAGCAGCAGCAGUCUCGAGGAGGCGGAGACCGAGACGGAGCAGGAGCAGCAGACGGACGAGCAGUUGCCCUGAGUUCGGUUUUUUCAAUUUGGUGUUGGUGUUUAUUGUUGUUGGUGCCUGUCAUUGAAACAUUGAAUAUUAAUUAUAGUUAUGUUGGCUGCCACACUGA